AUGUGGAAGAAACAGAAUCAAGGACAAGGUAUAUUAUUACAGUAUGUGGAUGACAUUUUGAUAGCAGCAAAAAGCAAAGAAACAUGUUUUGAAAUGACCAUCAGUUUACUGAAUUUCCUGGGCCAAGGAGGAUACAGAGUUUCCAGAAACAAAGCCCAGAUAGGGAAAGCAGCAGUGAUUUAUUUGGGAUUUGAGAUAUCUCAAGGACAGAGACAAUUGGGAAAUGAAAGAAAAGAAGCCAUUUGUCAGAUCCCUGAACCUAACAGUCCAAAGGAAUUGAGAGCCUUUCUGGGAAUGAUUGGGUGGUGUCGACUCUGGAUUUUAAAUUAUGGACUGUAUGUGAAACCCCUAUAUGAAGCCUUAAAGGAAUCCAAAGACCGAUAUUUGAUUUGGACACCUGAGUGCCACAAAUCAGUGGCAGCGACAGUGCUGCUGAUUCAGGAAGCCCAAAAAUUAACCAUGGGCCAAAAGAUAGUGGUAUAUGUACCACACAUGGUUAUAACUGUCUUGGAACAAAAGGGGGGUCACUGGCUAUCCCCUAGCAGAAUGUUGAAGUACCAGGUUGUCCUAUUGGAACAAGAUGAUGUGGAAUUAAAAGCCACAGCAAUUGUAAAUCCGGCAAUGUUCCUAACAACAGAAAAUCCAACUGAAAAAUUGGAACACGAUUGCUUGGUAACUAUUGAACAAGUUUAUUCUAGCAGACCGGACCUGAAGGACGAACCUUUGAAGGAUCCUGAUCUGGAAUUGUUUACGGAUGGAAGCAGCUUUGUGCAAGAGGGAAGGCGAAUAGCCAGAUAUGCUGUUGUUACCAUCGACAAGGUAUUGGAGUCAGGGACACUACCUGCAAAUACAUCAGCGCAGAAAGCAGAAUUGGUGGCGCUGAAGCAGGCUUUACGGAUGGCAGAAGGGAAAAGGGUAAACAUUUGGACGGAUUCUAAAUAUGCAUUUGGUGUGAUCCACGCUCAUGGAGCCAUCUGGAAAGAAAGAGGACUGUUGUCAGCCCAGGGCUCACCAAUAAAAUAUAAGGAGGAAGUUCUUCAACUUUUGCAAGAUGUACAGAAACCAAAGGAAGUAGCUGUAAUGCAUUGCAAGGCUCAUCAAUUUGGUCAAACUGCUAUAAAUAUAGGUAAUCGACUGGCGGAUAAAGCUGCAAAAGAGGCUGCAGAACGAGGAAAGACCCUCGAAGCGCUUAGAAGAUAUAUUGUGCUGACCAGGCCGCUUGCUCUUGAUACGCCUGUACAUCCAUACCAGCCGGGUGACCUUGUAUAUAUAAGGACAUGGAAUUCUGAACCACUCCAGGAGAAGUGGAAGGGACCUUUCCAGGUACUGUUAACAACUUAUACCGCAAUCAAGGCAAAAGGAGUGGAGCCUUGGAUUCACUACACUCGAGUAAAGAAGGCACCGCCAGAUCAGUGGACAUGUACGCAAGAGGGACCUUUGAAACUUAGACUGUGUAAAAAUUCUAAGGAUCAAUUUCUUUAGCCUAUUAUCUAUUGAAUUAUGAAUAUUAUGAAUUGUUUGAUUAGACUGAUGACACUUUUUUGUAUUUCAUCACUAAUUUGUAGCCAAAGAAAUACAGAAUGGCCAUGGUCCCAAGCUGUUGUCCAAUAUA
Grus americana (Whooping crane) is the source of this 1612-nucleotide messenger RNA. RefSeq lists its product as uncharacterized. The transcript is spliced from 2 exons. NCBI's taxonomy places the organism in Eukaryota, Metazoa, Chordata, Aves, Gruiformes, Gruidae. Bases 1 to 1482 code for a protein of 493 amino acids. The record is from RefSeq and is a predicted model, not a curated record. Gene Ontology annotation, molecular function: RNA-DNA hybrid ribonuclease activity; nucleic acid binding.